Messenger RNA from Sphaeramia orbicularis (orbiculate cardinalfish), 1664 nucleotides. RefSeq names its product SPG21 abhydrolase domain containing, maspardin (gene spg21). Gene Ontology annotation, molecular function: CD4 receptor binding. NCBI's taxonomy places the organism in Eukaryota, Metazoa, Chordata, Actinopteri, Kurtiformes, Apogonidae. The transcript has 9 exons. Bases 203 to 1147 code for a protein of 314 amino acids. Gene Ontology annotation, cellular component: cytosol; trans-Golgi network transport vesicle. The record is from RefSeq and is a predicted model, not a curated record.
CCUCCACUGGUACAAACGCACCGCAGCUUCAAUCUGUGGCUGUGACACAGACACUGGUGGGCGGUGUUUAAAAAAAUAACGAGGCAGAGCCUUUGCGGAAGUCGUUGAAAGUCGAGUCAUAUGACCACCUAGCCGGAGAAAAUGCUAUCUAGACAUGGAUAAAAUUCCACGGACACGGUGAAUAACAUCCACAACGAAAACGAUGGAGGAGAUUAAAGUGUCUCCUGACUAUAACUGGUUUAGGAGCACAGUGCCUCUGAAAAGAAUUAUUGUCGAUGAUGAUGACAGUAAGGUGUGGUCGUUGUACGAUGCAGGCCCAAAGAGCAUCAGGUGCCCCAUCAUCUUCCUCCCCCCGGUCAGUGGAACCGCUGAGGUGUUUUUCCAGCAGGUUUUGGCUCUGACAGGAUGGGGCUACAGAGUCAUCUCGCUGCAGUACCCGGUGUACUGGGACCUCAUGGAGUUCUGCGACGGUUUCAGGAAGCUGCUCGAUCACCUCCAGCUGGAUAAAGUUCACCUGUUCGGUGCAUCUUUGGGUGGAUUCUUGGCCCAGAAGUUUGCAGAGUGUACACACAAAUCCCCCCGGGUGCACUCACUGAUACUGUGUAAUUCCUUCAGUGACACCUCCAUCUUUAACCAAACGUGGACGGCAAACAGCUUUUGGCUGAUGCCAGCUUUCAUGUUGAAGAAGAUAGUUCUGGGGAACUUCGCUAAAGGACCUGUGGACCCUAAAAUGGCAGAUGCAAUCGACUUCAUGGUUGACAGGCUGGAGAGUCUAAACCAAAGCGAACUAGCAUCCAGACUAACACUGAACUGCCAGAACUCCUACGUGGAGCCGCACAAAAUAAAGGACGUGGCUGUGACGAUUAUAGAUGUUUUUGAUCAGAGCGCGCUGUCUCUGGAAGCCAAGGAGGAGAUGUACAAGCUGUAUCCAAAUGCCAGGAGAGCUCAUUUAAAGACUGGUGGAAACUUCCCCUAUCUGUGCCGGAGCGCAGAAGUCAACCUCUACAUACAGAUCCAUUUGCGUCAGUUCCACGGUACGAGAUACGCCGCCAUCAGCCCCGCCAUGGUGAGCGCCGAGGAGCUGGAGGUCCACGAGAGCCACCUGAGUAAUAAACACGACUCCGCUGAUGAUGAUGACAACCAGUGAGACGGCGUUUCCCCUCGUUCUAGAAAGGAAAAAAAAACUAACACUGUGGCCAUUUCCUCUGAAGCUCUGAUUUCCCACAGUUCCGUGCUCUGAUCAUUUCAAAGGACAUUCUCCAGAUCUCCCCCGGGGCAGGGUUUACUAUGGAGCGCAAUACUCAAUCAGCUAGUUAGUGGAGUAUAUUUUUAUUUUACAGAUGAAGCAAUAUUUUGAUACCUACUUGUACAUAAAUGGGCCGCUUUGCUUUAAAAACACAACACCUUGCCUUAUGUGGAAUGGAUUCGAUAAACGUUGCACUCAUAAAUUGCCUGAAUUGUUUGCCUCAAGUGUUCAUUUCUGUGUAUAUUAUUAUUAUUAUUAUUAUUAUUAUUAUUAUUGUGGUUAACACUGCCAGCAGUGAACUGGUUUACUGUUAACAAAGUCAAAGGAUUAACACUGGUAUCUAAACAUGUUUGUGUAAUUACAAAGAUUGUGUAACAUUUCUCAUUUGUUUUUGAAUACAGUUAAUUUUUUUCUGAAA